AGGAUGUAUUGAACAGACGACCAAAGCUGCUGGCAACAACACUCCCCACGAGGCAACCUUUUAACCUAUCGUGCAAUCCACCUUGCCAGUCACCUUGCCAGAUAAUGUGCUGAAUGGCAUCCAUUGUUCCGGGCGAUGGUGGUGGCGAUGUCGAUGUUGAUGAUAAACGAACAUUUUCGGGUUCACAUCCAGACAUGUUCUAUCGACUACUAUAUAAACUGCAGCAAAACUGACAAAACUUCAGUUGCACGUUUCGUUUUCCCUAACUGUUUCUUAGUUGUCUAAAUUGCGUCCGUUUAUAUAUCCUGCAUUACCAUGGACCCUGCUGAGGAAAAGCGUCGAGCGAUAUGCAUUGUCAUUACGAUUGCUUUUUUUGGUAGUCUGCUAGCACUUGUUCUGAUUUUAUCGGGCAUUACUCUUGGAACCGUCACCACUUUUCUACCCUAUCAGCCAUCAGCCGCCGCCAGUAUCGACGAAGCCAACACCACCCUGGACUUUACUUUCAAUAACGACACAAUGCCAACAUUCAAGUUCAUGAUCAAAGGGCUAUGGCACAUCUUGGAUUUCAUAUGUCCGUUUCUUCCGGCGAAUAGUACUACCAUAUGUGACGGAAAGGGACUCGGGCUGAACGUUACCAUGAGCGCUAUCGGAGGCGGUCUCAUCUUGGAGAGACCUCCUGCCCAGAUGCCGUAACGUAGCUGUAAGAUUUUGGACCAG
This is a messenger RNA of Paramacrobiotus metropolitanus, 717 nucleotides long. RefSeq lists its product as uncharacterized. The transcript has 3 exons. Lineage: Eukaryota; Metazoa; Tardigrada; Eutardigrada; Parachela; Macrobiotidae. The record is from RefSeq and is a predicted model, not a curated record. The coding region runs from base 316 to 693 and encodes 125 amino acids.